CCGAUAAUAGUUGGCAGCAUUUCAAUGAGUUAUUAUUUACUCAAUUAUUUCCAUAAACAAUCCAAAAGGUUAGCAGAGAGUUCGUUUUGAUAAUGGUGUUGUAUGUUCAAUUCACACAUUAUUAUUAUGCACCCUACAUUUAUUGGAAAACUCUUCAACCAUGUUCAAAUCGCUCAGAGUCUGCUCUUCUACAAACGACUCUCCCUGGAAGGACAUUUUUCCAAAGGGGCGUUGCCAGACGAUGGACCAAUCAGUGCUCUGUUCUCUUCGGAGGGUACGGAAAAAGGACUUCAACAGAAGCAAACUUGAUGGCUCUCACAGCUGUCCAAACUGAGAUGAGAUUCCAUCGCACUUAGUGAGAGUCUCUUCCAUGCUGACGGGUUACGUUUGCUACAUUUGCUGUUUGUUUGCGGUUGGAUUUAGAUAUUCUACAGGCUGAUGAUAUAUUCCAAUAGAGAUUCAUUCCAAUCACUCCAUUUCCCGACGGCAUUCAUAGUCUUUAGCCAGUUGUUGUGAAUAAUAUUGUUUGUGUUUCAGAUCUCCAGCGUUAGAGCUUCCUGAUUCUCACCAGUUGUCCGACACAACGUCCUGUUUAGAGGUAUGCAACCUUCUCUUAUCAUAUUUGCUACUUCAACCACCGGUCUGUUUAUCAUUUCAAUCCCUUUUUACCCUUCAGGAGAUGGAAGUACCACGCGACAUGUUCGAGGAACCCAACGACAGUUUGAACAAGAAUGACGUUCCCAUUUCACCUCCAGACAACUGCUCCAGGGAUUCUAGUCUGCGUCACAAACAACUCCACACUGACAACAACAACCUGCAGCCGAGGGACGAAAGGCCUUUCCGGUGUGCCAUCUGUCCCAAGGCGUUCCGACUUUCCUCCACACUGUCCGCACACAAGAAGCUGCACGACCAAAGAGGACCCGGUCUACGGUGUGAGACGUGUGGACGAGUCUUCACGCAACCCAGCGCUCUCUCCAGCCAUCGACUGCUGCAUCGGUCGGAUCGGCCACACAGCUGCAGCCUCUGUGGAAAGCAGUUCGUUCGGCUGCAUGCCCUCGUGCUUAGUCACGCGAACGAACGACCCUACGAGUGUGACCUGUGUGGAAAAGCUUUUACCGAAAAGCACGUGCUCGUACGCCAUCGCAAGACGCACAGUAACGAGCGACCCCAUGAGUGUGCCGAUUGCUCGAAGGCCUUCAAGGAGCGGUAUGACCUGCUGCGCCACACGCUCAUUCACAGUGGACUGCGGCCGCACAAGUGUCCCGAUUGCUCCAAAACCUUCGUCCAAUCCAAUGCACUGGUUAAACAUCGAAAGUGUCACGAACGGGAACGCACCGUUGGCCAUCAUCAGUUGAACGCAGCUUCCUUUGCUGUAACUAGGGCCGAAACUACGUGUUGCUAAGUGGAACAGUGACGCAGUGAGAGAAGCAACAAGUGGUUAUGUUGAUUUGCAGAGUGUAAAUAGAAACGUGUUUGAGCAAAUGUUGUUGUUAGUGUCUUUGGAAAGGCAUUCAGAGGAAGUGUGCAAUUAAAUAAAGUGUGUAUAUAUUCACAGACAUGCUUCUGGGUCAUCUUAAUAAUGGUUUCAUAUGGAAUAUUAAAUUGACGGACGCUCUGAAAAUGGAUGUUUUUCCUGUUUUAGUGACACUAUUGAACAAAGUCACUUUACAUUCCCUCACUAAAUUACCUACGCAAACAACUGAUGUCACCCCAAACCAAAAGGGAC
This is a messenger RNA of Anopheles coluzzii, 1726 nucleotides long. Its product is annotated as zinc finger protein 726-like. Gene Ontology annotation, biological process: regulation of DNA-templated transcription. Lineage: Eukaryota; Metazoa; Arthropoda; Insecta; Diptera; Culicidae. The coding region runs from base 680 to 1402 and encodes 240 amino acids. The record is from RefSeq and is a predicted model, not a curated record. The transcript has a single exon. Gene Ontology annotation, molecular function: DNA-binding transcription factor activity, RNA polymerase II-specific; RNA polymerase II cis-regulatory region sequence-specific DNA binding.